This is a messenger RNA of Trametes versicolor FP-101664 SS1, 768 nucleotides long. RefSeq names its product RNase H. The annotation marks the transcript as partial. The record is from RefSeq and is a predicted model, not a curated record. The transcript has a single exon. Gene Ontology annotation, molecular function: nucleic acid binding; RNA-DNA hybrid ribonuclease activity. NCBI's taxonomy places the organism in Eukaryota, Fungi, Basidiomycota, Agaricomycetes, Polyporales, Polyporaceae.
AUGGCGAAGAAGUACGGUGUCAAGUGCGAGAUCCGUAACCCUACCCAGGCACUGCGGGAGAGCCUCCCGAUUUGGUACCAUGUCGGGAGAGCUGAUGUACGAGGAAUGGAGAACUCUACGGGGUGCCGCUGCCUUCGAGACAACCACCAAGUCCGCACGGUCGGCCAAUGCCGGCGAGUGGCUGGGCGCUUAUCUGAUGCUGAGUCAGCGCACGUGGCAAGGGCGACUUGUGAUUGCGCUGAUUGCGUGCAUGACCGCACUCUUCUUGCCUGUACCAACCCACAUCGCUGCGCAGUAGCUGCUGCUCGAAUCCUGGGCCGCCUAGGAGCGAAAUGGAACCCGGACCGACCUGCGAACAUGGACGGCUUGUCGCUCACGAAGAACAGAAAGCGCGGAAAUGUCUCAGCGCGCAUCGACAACGACCGUAUCCUCUUCGAUCCGACGCUGUCCACCUGCCUCCCGAUUGCUGAAUCCUUCCGUAUCUUUGUCCCGAGCGCAUCCCGUGACGAACGCCCUGCCCUCCGGCUGAGGUGCCCCUAUCAGGUGCCUGGCGAGGACGUCGAAGUCUUUAUGGACGGCUCGGCCCAUGGUAAUGGAUCUGCCACCACACGCGCUGGCUCGGGGGUCUGGUUUGGCGACAAUGACGCCCGCAAUGAAGGCGUCAGGGUCCCGCUGGAUGAGCAGACGAAUCAAGUUGCUGAGAUCUACGCUGUGACCGUGGCGCACCGCAAGGUGCCCCCAUUUGUGCCCCUGCACGUCGUAAGUGAU